Ilex paraguariensis (yerba mate) is the source of this 2693-nucleotide messenger RNA. Lineage: Eukaryota; Viridiplantae; Streptophyta; Magnoliopsida; Aquifoliales; Aquifoliaceae. The record is from the annotation of a GenBank genome assembly.
GUUUUCACUAAUUCUUUCAUGAAGAUGAGAUCUCUUAUGGUGUUAGUUGCUACUAGUAUUGUGUUUAUGGUUUGUGGAUGUGUUCUAUGUAAGGAGUGUACUAACUCCUUCCCUGAGCUAUCAUCACACACUCUACGAGCCAAGCUCUUAGCUUCAAACAACGAAUCUCAGAAGCAAAAAUUGGUCCCACAGUACCAAUCGGAUCCACUAGAGGUUUCUGUGCAGUCCAAUUUGAUUCCCAGGAAGAUUUUAAAGGAAGAAGAUGAAUCCGAAUGGGCAAUUAGGGUCACAAAGGUUAAGAAUUCGGAUAAAUUUGAAUUGGAUGGGGGGUUUCUGAAGGAAGUGUCGUUGCAUGAUGUGAGAUUGGAUCCAAAUUCGAUUCACGGUCAGGCUCAGCAGACGAAUUUGGAGUAUUUGUUGAUGUUGGAUGUGGAUAGAUUGGUUUGGAGUUUCAGGAAGACUGCUGGUUUGCCAACUUCUGGGAAGCCAUAUGGAGGGUGGGAGGCCCAAGAUUGUGAACUUCGUGGUCAUUUUGUGGGGCAUUACAUGAGUGCAUCAGCUCAAAUGUGGGCCAGCACCCACAGUGAUAGCCUCAAAGAGAAAAUGUCUGCAGUGGUUUCAGCUCUGUCUGCCUGUCAGCAUAAAAUGAGUACAGGUUAUCUAUCUGCAUUCCCAUCUGAAUUUUUUGAUCGUGUGGAAGCUUUAAAACAAGUCUGGGCACCAUACUACACCAUUCACAAGAUAUUGGCUGGUCUUUUGGAUCAACAUAUAUUGGCUGGAAAUGCUCAAGCGUUAAAAAUGGUGACAUGGAUGGUUGAGUACUUCUACACCCGUGUGCAAAAUGUGAUUUCAAAAUACAGUAUUGAACAACACUGGCAAUCACUAAAUGAAGAAACUGGUGGCAUGAACGAUGUCCUUUACAGGUUAUACAGGCUAACUGGAGAUCAGAGACAUUUAUCGUUGGCUCACCUUUUUGAUAAACCUUGUUUUCUUGGACUGCUUGCAGUAAAGGCUGAUGGAAUAUCUGGCUUUCAUGCCAAUACACAUAUCCCAGUCGUUAUUGGAGCUCUUAUGAGGCAUGAAGUUACUGGUGAUCCACUGCAUAAGGAAAUAGGGAUGUUCUUCAUGGAUAUUGUGAACUCUUCUCACAGCUAUGCAACGGGAGGUACAUCAGUUGAUGAAUUCUGGUCAGAACCAAAGCGGUUAGCAAGCACUCUAGGAACUGAGAAUCAAGAAUCCUGUACGACUUACAAUAUGCUGAAGGUCUCACGCCACCUUUUUAGAUGGACCAAAGAUACUAGAUAUGCAGAUUAUUAUGAGCGUGCCUUGACAAAUGGUAUUCUGGGCAUCCAAAGAGGAAGGGAACCUGGGGUGAUGAUCUACAUGCUGCCACUAGGCCAUGGAAAAUCCAAGGCCCGAAGCAAUAGUGGGUGGGGAACAAAAUUUGAUUCUUUCUGGUGCUGUUACGGGACAGGAAUCGAAUCAUUCUCCAAGUUAGGAGAUUCCAUAUACUUUGAGGAGGAGGGCAAGGUUCCAGGGCUCUAUAUCAUUCAGUAUAUAUCAAGCUUGCUGGACUGGAAAACAGGGAAGAUCAAGAUAAAUCAGAAAGUUGAUCGUCCUGUAUCAUGGGAUCCUCGCCUUCGGGUGACUUUAACAAUUUCCAUGGAGGAGAAUUGCACUGGCUUUGGAUCUACUUUGAAUUUACGGAUACCAAUUUGGACAAAUUUGAAUGGUGCUACUGCUCUGUUAAAUGAUCAGGAUCUGUCUGUACCAGCUCCAGGUAACUUCCUAUCUCUCAGUAGAAAAUGGCUCCCUGGUGACAGAAUCAUGCUUGAGCUGCCCAUUACUCUAAGAAUGGAGGCCAUUAAAGAUGACCGGCCAAAGUAUGCUUCUGUCCAGGCAAUUCUUUAUGGCCCCUACGUUCUUGCUGGUCUGACUAGUGGUGACUGGAACAUAAAAACUGGGUCACCUAAGUCUGUUUGCAGCUGGAUAGCUCCAAUUCUCCCCGUUUACAAUUCUCAUCUGAUCUCUCUAUCCCAAGUAUCCAGAAAUUCAACAUUGGUUUUCAGUAACUCAAACAAAUCAAUAACAAUGGAGGACUUCCCUGAUACUGGCACUGAUUCCUCUAUCCAUGCCACUUUCAGACUCAUCUUGAAUGACCCGACUCUCUCAAACUUCUCAUCACCAAAAGAUGCUAUCGGCCAAUCAGUCAUGCUUGAGCCAUUUGAUUUUCCUGGCAUGUUUGUGGUGCACCAAGAAACAGAUGAAAAACUUGUAGUUGCAGAUUCAACUAAUGACAGGAAUUCUGUUUUUCGCUUGGUCCCAGGACUAGACCGAAAUGAUAAAACAGUUUCGUUGGAGUCAGAAAGCCAAAAGGGUUGCUUUGUGCACAGUGGUGUGCACCAUUAUUCAGGUGCAAGCGUUAAGCUAGGCUGCAUUUAUAGUUCAUCAGGUGCUUGGUUCAAUCAGGCAGCCAGUUUUAUGCUGAAUGGGGGAAUUAGUGAGUAUCAUCCUAUUAGUUUCGUGGCAAAAAGCGCAACAAGAAAUUUUCUUCUAGCUCCGUUGCUGAGCUUGCGGGAUGAAUCUUAUACUGUUUAUUUUAACAUUCAGUCUCAAGAAGGCGAAGGGAGAGGAGGUGGAAGGCCAAGGUUGCACCAACGCUACUAGAAAUAAAUUUUCUUUUUUUUUUUUUU